AGAACGAGUAUUGUGUUUGAUACGAAGCGGAGUGGCCGUGCAUCGCGGACUAAUACAAGUAGUAGUGCCUUAAGAAAAAGUAGUUCAGGCACGAAAUGCCAACCUGUGAAGUGUGCCAACAACCCGCUAACCAGAUCUGCGGAGGUUGCAAACUCGUCUACUACUGCUCCAGACCACAUCAAAAACUGGGAUGGCGCGAAGGCCACAAAUUCAAGUGCUGUGCCUUCAAAAUCCAAUAUUCGGACACUCUUGGGCGACACAUGGUGGCCACCAGGGACAUACAGCAAGGUGAAAUGAUCCUCAAGGAAAAACCGGCAGUAAUAGGACCCAGAAUCAGUUGUCCAGCAAUAUGUUUGACGUGCGGCAAGAACCUGGAUCCGAAGGAGUAUACGUCUAAAUGGGAUUACCACAAAUGUUCAAAGUGCAACUGGCCGAUGUGUAGCGCCGAGUGCGAGAAUGCUGAGGUACAUAAACCUGAGUGCAAAGCUAUGACGGAUAGAAAAUAUAAAUGUGAUAUUAAAUACGAAGGUCCUAAUAAAGUGCAAGCUGCUUACUGUGUUAUAUCACCACUUCGGGUCCUAUUAAUGUCUCAAUCGAACCCCCUGCAGUAUGAAAACAUUAUGAAUCUCGAGUCCCACUUGGAAGAUAGGAUAAACACCCCUCUGUACUUAGUUUUGAAAGCUAAUUUAGUGACGUUCAUAGUUCAAGUGCUUGGAUUACCGUUUGACGAAGAAACGAUAUUGAAGGUCGCUUCUAUAUUUGAUACAAACUCCUUUGAUGUACGAACAGCAGAUGGUACAAAGAGACUGCGAGCUAUUUAUUUGACAGCAUCAAUGAUGGAUCAUAGUUGCAAACCGAAUACAAGACAUAUCUUUAUGGGUGAUGAACACCACUUAGCGAUUAUAGCUACAGUACCGAUAGCUAAAGGCGACCUCAUCACAGCGACGUAUACUCAAUCCUUAUGGGGAACAUUAGAUCGACGAAAGCAUUUGCAAACAAACAAGUUCUUUGAUUGUGAAUGUGACAGGUGUAAAGACCCGACAGAAUUUGGCACUUAUUUAGGUAAUAUUUACUGCUCCAUCUGCAAUAAUCCAUUCAGUCCAAAUACCGAUGGACGCGGUGCCAUGAUGAUUUCAACAAAUCCAUUAGACGAGAAUGUGCCUUGGAAAUGUGAGAGAUGUGAACAUUUUAUUUUGAGCAAGCAGAUGGUGUGGGGCAAUAACGCACUGAAACAAGAUCUCUACAAACUGAAUAAGAGCGAUCCAAAACAGUUCGAAGAGUUCAUUGAGAAGUACAGUCAGACGUUGCAUCCAAGCAAUCAUCUAGUAGUGCAAGCCAAGUUGGCAUUAGUACAAAUAUAUGGGAACUACAAGGGAUAUAGCUUAUCAGAUCUAUCAAAUGCACUUCUUCGGAGAAAAAUAGAGCUCUGCCAUGAAUUACUGGAGAUAGCUGAUAAACUGGAACCGGGAUGGACGAAAUUCAGAGGAACCAUACUUUUAGACCUGCAGGCAGCUAUGACGGUGAAAACUAAAAGAGAUUUUGAAUCAGGGAAGCUGACUAAGGCUGGUGCUCAGGACGAAUUAAUGGAAAGCAUGAUGCUACUGCAAGAGGCGACGAAUAUAUUAAGAGUCGAGCCUUACAUGAAAGAUACGCUGGAGGCUAAGAUCAACGACCUUACCAAUUUCUUGGACUCAACAGCAGCUGAAACUUAGUACCUAGAACGAGAAAUAUAUUAUGAUCGCAUAAUUAAGGAAAAUAUUUUUUUAAGUCGGGAUAAGAAAACUCCUCGAAGGAAUCUCUAACGGAUCGUGAAGAAGAAAGAAGUUUAAAAAAGUGUGACUGU
Molecule: messenger RNA, 1843 nt
Organism: Trichoplusia ni (cabbage looper)
Lineage: Eukaryota; Metazoa; Arthropoda; Insecta; Lepidoptera; Noctuidae
Gene: SmydA-2
Product: SET domain-containing protein SmydA-8
Exons: 3
Coding region: 96-1712 (538 amino acids)
Molecular function (GO): protein binding
Source: RefSeq, a predicted model, not a curated record